AUAAAUUUGAUGAAGAAAUCGAUGUUAGGUAAAACCUCCUUCAGGAAAACAUAUGAUUCCUCCAAUGAAAGAAUGCUUUUACCGAAAGGUUAAAUUUGUCUUUCUCUGUGAAAGUAAAUGAGGACUUAUUUUGUUUUCUUCUUCGUGCUUGUGAAGCUUACUUCAUGCCAGCGGCGGAUAGUUGGUGGAACGGAUGCCGAAGAUGGUAUGUACCCGUAUGCUGCUUUCAUUCUCGUCAACAAGGUUGCUAGCUGUACCGGCAGUCUGCUCACCGAAGAAUGGGUCCUGACAGCGGCACAUUGCAUGGGAAAUAAGCCACUACUAAUCGAGGUUAUUGCUGGAGCAGCCAACAAAAGGAGCGAGAAGGCCCAGAGUAGAAAAGGCAAAGAAGUGGUAAUUCACGGGAAAUAUGCACCUAUGCAAUUAGCGGGUUAUGAUAUAGCUCUUAUAAAGGUAGAUAAUCCGUUCAAUAUGAGCUCCCUUAACAUUGGUACGAUUUCCCUGUCCUCAGAAGAAUGGCCACAAGACAACCAGAUGCACGUGAAUUGCAAAGUGUUAGGUUGGGGCAGGAUCAGUACAAACGGAAAAUCACCAGAUGUCCUUCAACAUCAAGAUGUCGUGGCUAAACAUGGAACAGAUGGAUGCCCUUGCGUUAAAAGAUUCGAACAGAAGAGGUUAGUGUGCAUUGAGGGAAUGGUCGGUAAGGGUCCAUGUAUGGGUGAUUCUGGAGGUCCUUUGGUUUGCAAUGGUAAAGAAGUUGGGAUAACCCACAUGGGCUUCAACCGACAAAAAUGUAAUCCAAUUUAUCAUCAAAUUCCCAAGACUACCUGUGGCGACAAAGACACCGUUGUCACUUACCUGUAUCUCUGUCCAGAACUUAAUUGGAUUAGAAAAUUUGUGCCUGUGGUACCAGCUAAACCUGAGUCAUGUUCAGCCAUCGUACAUCGUAGAUAUAAUCUUUAUUUUAUAACAGUUUUAGAGAUUUUUGUUGUUUAUGUAGUGAAUAUUUUUUAAUAUGUGUAAAUAAACUUUAAUGUAAUAUCAAUUAAAAAUAAAUGAAAUCUAU
Messenger RNA from Nezara viridula (southern green stink bug), 1066 nucleotides. The record is from the annotation of a GenBank genome assembly. NCBI's taxonomy places the organism in Eukaryota, Metazoa, Arthropoda, Insecta, Hemiptera, Pentatomidae.